Molecule: messenger RNA, 1302 nt
Organism: Fulvia fulva
Lineage: Eukaryota; Fungi; Ascomycota; Dothideomycetes; Mycosphaerellales; Mycosphaerellaceae
Product: Ribosome production factor 1
Exons: 1
Coding region: 1-1302 (433 amino acids)
Biological process (GO): maturation of 5.8S rRNA; maturation of LSU-rRNA
Cellular component (GO): preribosome, large subunit precursor; nucleolus
Molecular function (GO): rRNA primary transcript binding
Source: RefSeq, a predicted model, not a curated record
AUGGCGUCGUCGAAUCUCAACAAGAUUGGCAACAAGAUCAAGCGGCAGGAGCAACACUUGAAGGCGAAGAAGCUGAAAGAGAGCGCGAAGCGAGACGAUCGGUUGCGAAGGAGAAGACAUGAAGAUAAGAACCCACAUCUGAGAGCGCAGAGACAGGCGAAGAAUGUGCCGCAGACGAUAGACAGCAAGCGAACGUGGGAUGAGGUCGAUGAUGCCGACGAGGAUGAGGCAAGACUGGACAGAGCGGUCAAUGUCUUGAACCCAAAGCGGAGGAAAGUCGAGAAAGAUGCGCCGGCAGACGAGGGCGACGGCUUGACGAGUGGGAAGCUGGAGGCACUGGAGAAAGCGCAGGAGAGGGCAGAGAAGGGCGAGGAGGAAGAUGAGGAUCGCGACAGUAUGCUGGACUCCGACUCAGAGGGGGAGGACGAGGACGCAGACUCCGCAUCAGACACCACCUCAAAUCGCAAACGUUCCGCCCGCGCCCCCAGCGAAGCACCCUCAGCAGCCCCCUCCGCCGCCACAGCAGUAACAGCAGCAACAGACAUGACAGUGCGCCCCGAAGCCCUCCGCGCCAAAUUCCCCUCCCUCUUCAACGAAACCACCCACGACCCCAAAGUCCUACUCACAACCUCCAUAAACUCCACCCUACACCACGAAGCCGAGCUCCUCACCACCCUCUUCCCCAACUGCACCUACAUCAAACGCACCGCAAACUUCCACGGCUACAAAUACUCCAUCCGCGAAAUCGCCUCCUACGCCUCCGCCCCCUCACGGGGCUACACCCACGUCGUCGUCCUGAACGAAGACCUCAAGAAACCUAAAGGGCUAGACAUAGUCCAUCUCCCGCACGGCCCAAUGUUCCACUUCAGCAUCUCCAACUGGAUCCCCGGCGCGCGUUUGCCCGGGCACGGGAACCCCACAAACCACUACCCCGAACUAAUCCUCAACGGCUUCAAAACGCCCCUCGGCCUCUUGGCCGCCCACCUCUUCAAAUCCCUCUUUCCCCCUCGCCCCGAGAUCCAGGGGAGACAAGUCGUUACCCUGCACAACCAGCGCGAUUACAUUUUCGUGCGGCGGCAUCGCUACGUGUUCCGCGACAAGAAGCAGACUGAAAAGGUCAUCCAUGGCACCGACGGGAAACCGAUGAAGGGCGCGGAAGAUAUCAGGGCGGGACUGCAAGAGUUGGGGCCGAGGUUUACGUUGAAGUUGAGGCGGGUUGAUAAGGGGAUUCAAAGGGCUAGUGGGCAAGAGUGGGAGUGGAAGGCUGGGGAUGAGAAGGUUCGGACGAGGUUUAGUUUGUAG